AUGGCAUCACCAAGCGCUGACGUUCUCGGUUACGAGAAAUCUACUUUUGACGCUGGUCUUCACUUUGCUCGUCCUGCGUUUACUUUCCAAACCUCGCAGUGGGAGCCUUUGGCGAAAGAGACACUCUCGGCAACUUCUUGGGGCUACAUCCACGGAAAUUGUGGUAGUGGCUCAACAUACAGGAACAACUUGACUGCUUUCUCUCGCUGGUCCAUCGUUCCGAAUCGCCUUGUGCCAAGUCACAGGGAUGAGAAUGGCAAUGAGCAGUUCUCUGAUACCUCUACCACAGUUCUUGGGCAAAAGCUUCCGUUCCCAUUGGCAAUUGCACCCAUUGGGGUUCAAAAAGUCUUCAACCCUGAAGGUGAAGCUGCUACUGCUCGAGCCGCUGCAUCUCUAGGAGUUCCCUAUACACUAAGCACAGCUUCAAGCACUAGUAUUGAAGAUGUCGCAGCAGCGAAUGGAAAGGAUGCGCCUCGAUGGUUCCAACUCUACUGGCCUAGCCGCGAACACGACGACAUCACCAUCUCAAUGCUCAAGCGCGCCAAAGCAUCCGGCUACACGGCUCUUUUCGUCACCCUUGACACUUACGUCCUGGGCUGGCGUCCGAGCGAUUUGGACAACGGCUACAACCCUUUCAUCCACCCAGACCACAUCGGCGUCGAAAUCGGUCUGACAGAUCCUGUUUUCCAAAAGAAGUUCAGGGAGAAGCACGGCUAUGAUAUCACUGAUGCAGCUAGUGGAGUCUAUCAAGCGGCUCAGGGCGGAUCCGCUGGAGCUAGUCUCGGUGACGCGGCCAGAGAGUGGGCCAAGAUCGUAUUCCCCGGCCAUUCCCAUUCCUGGGAAGACAUUGAAUUUCUAAAGAAGCACUGGGACGGGCCCAUUGUUCUCAAAGGAAUACAGAGUGUUCACGAUGCCAAGAAGUGUGUUGAGGCUGGUGUUCAGGGGAUUGUGGUGAGCAACCACGGCGGUCGUCAACAAGAUGGUGGAGCGAGCAGUUUGGGUAUGCUUCCGCGAAUUGUUGAUGCUGUCGGUGAUAAACUUGAUAUCUUCUUUGACAGUGGUAUCAGGUGCGGUGCUGAUAUCAUGAAGGCCGUUGCCCUGGGAGCGAAGUGUGUUCUUGUUGGAAGGCCCUAUGCUUAUGGGUUGGCGUUAGGUGGUGAGGAUGGUGUGAGGCAUGUUCUGAGAGCGUUGUGUGGUGAUUUGACUAUGAACAUGCACUUGGCUGGACUGAGGGAUAUUAGUGAGGUAAACCGGGAUAUCUUGGUGAAGGAGAGUGAUCUUGUGUAA
Messenger RNA from Fusarium proliferatum ET1, 1287 nucleotides. RefSeq lists its product as uncharacterized. Gene Ontology annotation, molecular function: oxidoreductase activity; FMN binding. The transcript has a single exon. The record is from RefSeq and is a predicted model, not a curated record. Lineage: Eukaryota; Fungi; Ascomycota; Sordariomycetes; Hypocreales; Nectriaceae. Bases 1 to 1287 code for a protein of 428 amino acids.